Messenger RNA from Papaver somniferum (opium poppy), 1608 nucleotides. Its product is annotated as ribosome biogenesis protein bms1-like. Gene Ontology annotation, biological process: endonucleolytic cleavage of tricistronic rRNA transcript (SSU-rRNA, 5.8S rRNA, LSU-rRNA); ribosome biogenesis; maturation of SSU-rRNA from tricistronic rRNA transcript (SSU-rRNA, 5.8S rRNA, LSU-rRNA). The transcript is spliced from 12 exons. NCBI's taxonomy places the organism in Eukaryota, Viridiplantae, Streptophyta, Magnoliopsida, Ranunculales, Papaveraceae. Bases 1 to 1608 code for a protein of 535 amino acids. Gene Ontology annotation, cellular component: nucleus; 90S preribosome. The record is from RefSeq and is a predicted model, not a curated record. Gene Ontology annotation, molecular function: GTPase activity; U3 snoRNA binding; GTP binding.
AUGGGAUCAGAGAAGAAGGUGGAGUUAAUGUUGAUGGUGGUGAUGACCGGGACUUGCGAAAGAGACGUACUAAGAGAGUUCCCAAAGAAAGAUCGGGUUUCCUUUCUUAACGAGAUUAUUGCUGGGGACGAAUCUACUGAUGAUGAGACAGAAGUCCCAAUUCUUCAACCUGCUCCAUAUAUUAUUGUAGUUCAUGGACCUCCCAAGGUUGGAAAGUCCUUGUUGAUUAAGUCUCUUGUAAAGUAUUAUACCAAGCAUGAUGUCGCUGAUAUCACAGGCCCCAUUACGAUCGUAGCAGGUUUUGUGGAGUGUCCUAAUAAUGUCAAUGGCAUGAUUGGUGCCGCAAAGUAUGCUGACGCAGUGAUAUUCGUCAUCGAUGUUAGUUUUGGGUAUGAAAUGGAAACGCUCGAGUUUGUUAACCUUUUAAAAGUUCACGGCAUGCCCACGGUGAUGGGGGUGUUUACACAUCUUGACUGCUUUAAAAAUAAAAAAGAUAACGAUGAGAUACGGACAGCGCACUUCAAAAAAGAUUUCAGGAAUGAAAUAUAUGAAGGAGCACAAAUAUUUUGUGUAUCUGCUCCAGUUGACAAGACCUUCAUAUCGGGUAUGGAAUUCCAUCCGUUGUCAUCGCGAGCUGCACAUCCUUAUGUGCUGGUAGAUCGUUUUGAAGAUGUCACUUCUAGAUUAAGACUGGAUCAAAAUUGCAAUAGAGACAUAAUUUUUUAUGGGUAUCUCCGGGGUUGUGAUAUCAAGAAUGGAACAAAGGUGCAUAUUGCUGGCAUCCAUGAUUUCCCUUUAGCUGACGUUACAAGCGUAGGUGAAACUCCCCCUGUACUAGGUGAAACUCCCCCUGUACGAGAUGUUGAUGAUGCAGAUAAUAUAAACAAAGACGGCGUUCUUCCUCAGGAAACUCGAUUUAAGAAAGAUACUUUCAGAAUGGGGUCUUAUCUAAUGCUUAAGGUCUUCAGUGUUCCUUCUGAGAUGGUCAAUUAUCAUGAUCCCUGUCGGCCUAUUCUCAUUGGAGGUAUCAGUCCUGAAGAGAAUUUUAAUGGAAGUAUCUCGGAGAGAUUUGAGAGACACGGUCUGCAUACAAAAUCAUUGAAGGCAAGAGAUCCUAUCAUUGUUUCCGUUGGUUGGAGAAGGUACCAAACGUCACCUCUCUAUGCCCAGGAAGACUUCCGUAAAAUUCUCGAAUUCAUUCCUGAAGAUAAGCCCUGUUCUGCAACGUUUUGGGGUCCUUUUGCAACUAAUGGAACUAGAGUCGUUGCUGUACAGAGUCUGGCAGAUAACAAGGCAGCUUUUCGUAUUUUAGCAACUGGUGAAGUAAUUGGUUUUAGCCGUGCCCCUUGUUUAUCUGUGAAGACAUUGGUCGGAACUCCUUGCAAGAUCAUCAGCAAGACUGCUUUCAUCAAGGACAUGUUUACAUCAGAUUUUGAAGUUAAGGAGUAUAAAGAUGUUACAGUUAAGACUGAGAGUGGAAUUCUGGGGAAGGUUAACGAGGCUGGCACAAAGGAGUUCUUAAGUACACUGAAAUGGAAGUUUGGUCAAGAAGAAGAAGAUAGGUGGUUGAUCAAGAGACCUAAAUUAUUAUUUGUAGUGAAGGAAUAG